Messenger RNA from Solenopsis invicta (red fire ant), 1320 nucleotides. It is a transcript of the gene Pgls, whose product is annotated as 6-phosphogluconolactonase. The record is from RefSeq and is a predicted model, not a curated record. The transcript has 4 exons. Gene Ontology annotation, biological process: pentose-phosphate shunt; carbohydrate metabolic process. The coding region runs from base 187 to 906 and encodes 239 amino acids. NCBI's taxonomy places the organism in Eukaryota, Metazoa, Arthropoda, Insecta, Hymenoptera, Formicidae. Gene Ontology annotation, molecular function: 6-phosphogluconolactonase activity.
CUCCCUCCCACAUCUACCAGCGAGCUGUAAAAGGGCCCCCAAAUGACAACUCAGCAAUCUCAGCAUCUGAGUCCGCGAUCAUAACUUCCAGCAUUCGGUGACCGCAUUAAUUGGUUGGACUUCGAAAGAGUACGUGAUUCGGGAUAACCUCGCUUUCGCUCGGCUGCACACGGGGAAACGCACACAAUGACGGAGGUAGUGGUGGCCACUGACGAAGAGCAGUUACUCUUCCGGUUCACCAAUCUCAUCGCCCGUGCCGCCGACGACGCGAUCUAUCGCGACGAUCGGAUCUUUCGUUUCGGCGUGUCAGGCGGAUCAGUAGUACAGCUACUGGCGAAGUCCCUGCCUAAUAUUGCAACCGACUGGAGCAAAUGGCGCUUCUUUUUUUGUGAUGAACGAGUUGUGCCUUUGGAAGACUCUGAAUCAAAUUUUGGCCUCUACAAAAGUUGUUUAAUUGGAAAAGUGCCUGUUAGUGAGGACCAAUUUAUAAAGAUCAAUUCAGAACUCAAUGCCGAGAACGCGGCGAAGGAUUACAUUAAAAAAAUGGCCUUCUUCUUCCCGCCGGAUAGAUUACCGAGAUUCGAUUGCUUGCUGUUGGGCAUGGGUCAGGAUGGGCACACGUGCUCACUCUUUCCAGGUCAUCGGGCCCUUGACGAUGAGAACAUGUGGGUCACAUGGGAAUUGAACGCGCCGAAACCGCCACCCAGUAGAAUUAGUCUCACCAUGCCAGUCAUUAAUAACGCGCGCAUGUGUGUGUUCAUUGUCACCGGCGCUAGCAAGGCCGAGAUCGUCAAAAGGGUCUUGAGAGACAAGGAAGAUUUACCAGCCACCAGAGUGGAACCAGUUGAUGGUACUCUUUUUUGGCUGCUCGAUCAAGAAGCAAGUAGGCUACUGAACUCGGACUGAAAUGCGAGGUGGGAUAAUAUAAAAUUAUUAAUAUACAUGAAUUACAUCGACUUUACGACAUUCCAUAUUAUAUAUUAUGAUCUUGUACUCUCUACUUUUUCUCUAAAUUUUUCUUCAGCUCUAUAUUUUACUGUGUUUCUUUAUUAUAAUUUACCAUUAAAAUCGAUAGGACAUUUGAAUAAGCGUUAUAUGCUCGUACCAAAGGCGUGCAAAAAUGACUCGUGAGAAAAUUGAAAAUUUAAUUUUCAAUUGAUAUUGCUCAACAUUGUCGUUUACGUAAAAAAUGUGGAAACUUUGUUAUUGUCGUAAAUCAAGCUGCAUAUUGUAAAAAGACAAUAUUUAAUAAGAAAGUAAUAAAAAUUUUGCAUCUUUAAGAAAAUAUACAAUUUAAUAAUAAGAGAAAGUGAACAUUUU